Molecule: messenger RNA, 994 nt
Organism: Boleophthalmus pectinirostris (great blue-spotted mudskipper)
Lineage: Eukaryota; Metazoa; Chordata; Actinopteri; Gobiiformes; Gobiidae
Product: sodium-coupled neutral amino acid symporter 2-like
Exons: 4
Coding region: 307-612 (101 amino acids)
Source: RefSeq, a predicted model, not a curated record
CUUCCGGCAGAGCAUUUUCCUCAAACUGUUCGCUACGCAUCUCUUUACCAAAAAGCGCCCAUUGACUUAAAACACCAAUCAUUUAAAUUUGCUUUUCAUCUUUUUAAUUUCUAUAGAACUCGAUUUGAAUACGAUUUUUUAUUGAGUGACAUCUUUUCGCUACAGUUUUUUUUCCAUUCAUUUUUGACUUUUAACCAAAUAUUUACAAGGAUAAAACGUUUUUGGAAGACCUGAAUUGCCUGGACAGCUUUUAAGUGUUACCUCUUCUGUUUUUUUUUGGAGAAAGGAUUCGUCUUUUUCUUAAGAAUGAAACAACCCACAGAGAUGAACCAUUUGAACGCUUAUCCAGAAGAUGACAACUCCAGCAGUAACAGCAAUGACUACGAGUACCAGGACAAGAAAGUUCCACUGGGAGGCCCUUACAGCUCAGACUUAGAAGCAGAAAUUCAGAACUUUCUUCCUGAAGGAAAGAAGAAGUAUGAGACAGAAUAUCAUCAGGGCAAUGCCUCUUUUGGCAUGUCAGUAUUCAACCUGGGAAAUGCUAUCAUGGGCAGUGGGAUCCUCGGACUGUCGUACGCCAUGGCCAACACUGGCAUUGCACUAUUUGUGUAAGUAAACAAUACAUUUAUUUAAAUAAUAUCAUAUGUUUACAUAGUUUACCUACAUUCAACAUUAUGUGAGCAAUACUACCAAAAUAUAGAAAGUUAACUUAAGACGUCAUUGUAAUUGUAGAUAUGUUGGGACAAAAUGAAAACUUAAAGAGCUUUAAAAAGUUUCAAUUGUCUCUUAAAUUAAUGGCAGUAACAAAGCUAAAAUAAAAACACAGUAUAAAAGGACUUAAAGUACAUAAAAUUCAGAACAAACAGUUCAAACUGAGCAAUUUGUAGAUUUCCCUGCAUUACUACAUUCAAUAGUUGCUUCAAGUAUCUGAAUGGCAACCACGUGGGCCAUAUUUUCACUUUGGGACUCCCCCCAAGCUUUCAUCAUAGAACUA